UUAACCUAUAUUCAACAAUAAAUAUCCAUAGUCUGGAAUACCUCCCUAUGUUGUCAGUCUUGAUUGUUUAAUAACUGCAUUAUUGUGCAGGUGGCUGGAGCACCACAAAGGACACAUUUGUGUGGGUAGAACCAUCAUUGGAUCUGAUAGGACAGGAUCUAGUUAGAAAACAAGUGGUUUUUCGUGAGGAUUCUGCAGAGUUCAAUCAGCUCUGGUAUGCUGAUAGUAAUGACCAAGUGAGAGGAGCCAGCACCCCCCUCUGCUUUAAAACCCCAAAACACAGACUACUGCCUGGAAAACAACCAGUUGGUCAUCACAACACAGGAACAAUACAAUCCACAAUAUCUCAAAUCCAAAGAUUGUGUUUUGAAGACCAUGCGUGAACUACUUGUCUUUAAAAGGCAGCACUCUCUGUUGGGAUUGAUGAUGUUCCUCACAAGAACAUAUUAGCUAAAAUGAUCCAUAGGAGAGGAUAUGUACAUGACAUGAUGUGUGUUUCUGAAUCUAGGAACAGGUAGAGUAAAGUGAGAGAGAGAAAGAAGAGCUGGUCAUGGAGAUAGAGCAACUGAAAGAGCAACAUGAGACUCUGAGAAGUGUCCUGAAGGAGCAACAGCAAGAGAUUGAUCGCCUCAAGUCUCUGACAUCUAUUCAUGAAAAAUAUGAACAAGCAUUGAUCAAGAUCCAACAGCUGAAGAAGGAGCAAGAGGAGUUGAAAGGGAAGGUUGAGGUCCAAAGUGUGGAGAUUGCACAGCUGACCCCAAGGCUCAAAUCUGAGCAGGAGAACCGCAGACUGAAGGAUUACAUUCAACUUCUACAGGAGGCUCGGACACAGUUGCACCAGGAGCGGCAGGCUUCCAACAACACCCGCAGACGUGCAGAGAAAGCCGAGAGGGAACUGGAGGAGGUCUAUGAGCGCAUGGAGAGCACUUCCAUGACGUCUGCUCAGAUCAAGCAGAAGAGCAGCAAACUAGAGAUGCAACUUUUAGAGUUACGCAGAAUCAUUGAGGAGAAAGAAAACAUAGCAGAGAUGGCUAAAGUAGAAAAUGAGGAGUUGUCCAGAGAAAAUCAGGACCUCAGAAGAGAUAUUGAGAGACUUCGCAAGGAGUUCACUGACCUCCAGACUGUGUCCUUGGAGCCUCCCAGCCCUUAUGGCUCUCCAGCUGACCCCACCCCUACUGAGGAGCAGCAGCUAGAUGUAAUAUCUGAGACCCCAGACACUGCUCCAAACUCCGAGGAGUUGUCCUUGCAGUGUCGUCACUGCCAUGAGUGGUUCCCUGGCAUCACCCAGGAUGAGCUGGGGCUGCAUGAGGACAGCCACAGACUGUGUCCCUACUGCACCCUCAUCUGUGACGGAGUGGAGCAGACUAUAUUUGAAGACCACAUCUUCAGCCAUGAGGAGUUCACUGACCUCCAGGCUGCUCCAGUGUCCAUGGAGCAUCCCAGCCCUUAUGGCUCUCCAACUGACCUCACCCCCACUGAGGAGCAGCAGCUAGAUGUACUAUCUGCCUGUCUACUCUCUGGGAACCACUAUGAGACCCCAGAAACUGCUCCAAACUCCCAGGAGGAAGAGUUGUCCUUGGAGUGUCGUCACUGCCAUGAGUGGUUCCCUGGCAUCACCCAGGAUGAGCUGAGGCUGCAUGAGGACAGCCACAGACUGUGCCCCUACUGCACCCUCAUCUGUGACGGAGUGGAGCAGACUAUAUUUGAAGACCACGUCUUCAGCCAUGAGGUGUAGAGAUGCCACAUCCUCACAACCAUUUAUACAGAGAGUUGCUGAGAGUAGACUAAAUCUGAUACUCUAUGGAUGAUGCUCCUAACAACCCAUCAUACAGAGAGUUGCUGAGAGUAGACUAAAGAUGAUACUCUACGGAUGAUGCACCUAACAACCCAUCAUACAGAGAGUUGCUGAGAGUAGACUAAAUCUGAUACUCUACGGAUGAUGUUCCUAACAACCCAUCAUACAGAGAGUUGCUGAGAGUAGACUAAAGAUGAUACUCUACGGAUGAUGCUCCUAACAACCCAUCAUACAGAGAGUUGCUGAGAGUAGACUAAAUCUGAAACUCUACGGAUGAUGUUCCUAACAACCCAUCAUACAGAGAGUUGCUGAGAGUAGACUAAAGAUGAUACUCUACGGAUGAUGCUCCUAACAACCCAUCAUACAGAGAGUUGCUGAGAGUAGACUAAAGAUAAUACUCUACGGAUGAUGCUCCUUAACAACCCAUCAUACAGAGAGUUGCUGAGAGUAGACUAAAGAUAAUACUCUACGGAUGAUGUUCCUAACAACCCAUCAUACAGAGAGUUGCUGAGAGUAGACUAAAUCUGAAACUCUACGGAUGAUGUUCCUAACAACCCAUCAUACAGAGAGUUGCUGAGAGUAGACUAAAGAUGAUACUCUACGGAUGAUGCUCCUAACAACCCAUCAUACAGAGAGUUGCUGAGAGUAGACUAAAUCUGAAACUCUACGGAUGAUGUUCCUAACAACCCAUCAUACAGAGAGUUGCUGAGAGUAGACUAAAGAUGAUACUCUACGGAUGAUGUUCCUAACAACCCAUCAUACAGAGAGUUGCUGAGAGUAGACUAAAUCUCAUACUCUACGGAUGAUGUUCCUAACAACCCAUC
Molecule: messenger RNA, 2619 nt
Organism: Oncorhynchus mykiss (rainbow trout)
Lineage: Eukaryota; Metazoa; Chordata; Actinopteri; Salmoniformes; Salmonidae
Source: RefSeq, a predicted model, not a curated record